Paramuricea clavata is the source of this 745-nucleotide messenger RNA. Lineage: Eukaryota; Metazoa; Cnidaria; Anthozoa; Malacalcyonacea; Plexauridae. The record is from the annotation of a GenBank genome assembly.
AUGAAAAAUAUCAAGGCAUUGGAUCAGGUAAACUGUGACAUGAUAGCUGAACUCCUGUCUCUUCCUCCUUGGAAGGUUCCAGUAGCAGCAUAUGUUUGCAAGAGAUGUUUUAAGAAAAAUGUUGGAUUCAAUGGAACUGUUUUUGUUGCUGGUGAUACAGUAAUUGUUGCAGUUGAUGGACAAGAAAUUGUAAUUCAACUUCAAGAAUUUCUGUCUGUCAAUGGUGGUGAUAAUUUAUACAGUCUUUUAGCCCAAGGAAUUUGUUAUCCAAUUCAGCUAAAAGACAAUGGCAGUGCCGACACAAACUAUUGGAGUGGGUUUGUCAAGGUUAAAUGCCAGCCGCUUCACAAUUCAAUGAUUUUUCAUGUAAAAGGAUAUUCGCAGGAAAGUAAUUCUUUACCCCUCAUGUCAUGACAAUCUGUUGACUGUAGUCGACUAUAUGCGACAUUUGAGGUGCUUUCCAUAUGAAUUAGUCAUACCUGUCUAUCCUAAAGUUGGUGACAUGGUACUCAUUCAAGGCAAAUCUAAUGAAGAUAUCUGGCAUGGUCACAUCCAAAGUGUUGAUCUUUUAGCCAAGAUGGUGGAUUUGUUUUUCUAUAUUCCCAGUUUCAGAAAUCAUCAAGAUGACAUUUAUGUUAGAGAGACUCGUGGUAGGGGUGCAAGAAACACUGUGCAUUGGCAAUCAAUAAUUGGUAUUGCCGAAGGGCAUUGGAAUAACCCUUCUACAUGGGUAAAGAAGGUAUAA